Molecule: messenger RNA, 2245 nt
Organism: Sinocyclocheilus grahami
Lineage: Eukaryota; Metazoa; Chordata; Actinopteri; Cypriniformes; Cyprinidae
Product: WD repeat-containing protein 48-like
Exons: 22
Coding region: 41-2245 (734 amino acids)
Biological process (GO): double-strand break repair via homologous recombination
Molecular function (GO): ubiquitin binding
Source: RefSeq, a predicted model, not a curated record
GUGGCGUAACGGAAGUGACAUCACGACGUCAACACGUAAGAUGGCGACGCACCACAGGCAGAAUGCAGCGGGGCGCAGGAAAGUGCAGGUGUCAUACGUGAUCAGAGACGAGGUGGAGAAAUAUAAUCGUAAUGGAGUCAACGCACUACAGCUGGAUCCAGCUCUUAACCGGCUCUUCACCGCCGGACGAGACUCCAUCAUCAGGAUAUGGAGCAUUAACCAGCACAAGCAGGAUCCAUACAUUGCAUCGAUGGAGCAUCACACAGACUGGGUCAACGACAUCGUCCUCUGCUGCAACGGGAAAACAUUGAUAUCAGCGUCAUCAGACACUACGGUGAAGGUCUGGAACGCACACAAGGGCUUCUGCAUGUCAACACUGCGAACGCAUAAGGACUAUGUUAAAGCAUUGGCAUAUGCUAAAGACAAAGAGCUGGUGGCUUCUGCAGGACUGGACAGACAGAUCUUUCUCUGGGAUGUGAACACACUGACCGCACUGACCGCGUCCAAUAACACCGUUACUACGUCUUCUCUCAGCGGAAACAAGGACUCCAUCUACAGUCUGGCCAUGAAUCAGAUGGGGACGAUGGAGCUGGACCGCUCGGCUGAUCCGCAUUCGGCCAUCUGGGUUUCCACCACAAAGUCCACGGUUAAUAAGUGGUCUCUGAAGGGUAUCCAUAAUUUCCGAGCGUCUGGUGAUUACGACAAUGACUGCAGCGCUCCGCUGACGCCGCUGUGCACGCAGACAGAGCAGCUGAUCAAAGGUGGCGCCAGUAUAAUUCAGUGCCACAUUCUGAACGACAAACGACACAUUCUGACCAAAGACACCAACAAUAACCUGGCGUACUGGGAUGUGCUGAAGGCCUGUAAAGUCGAAGACUUGGGCAAGAUGGAGUUUGAUGAAGAGAACAAGAAAAGGUUCAAGAUGGUUUAUGUGCCGAACUGGUUUUCGGUGGAUCUGAAGACAGGGAUGUUGACGAUAACGCUGGACGAGAGCGACUGCUUUGCAGCCUGGGUUUCUGCUAAAGAUGCUGGCUUCACCAGCCCUGACGGAUCCGACCCUAAACUGAAUCUGGGCGGGCUGCUGCUGCAGGCUCUGCUGGAGUACUGGCCUCGCACUCACACCAACCCCACGGACGAGGAGACCGAACUCAAUCAUGGGAGCGGUGUGAAUAUGUGCUCUCCUGUCUUUCAGAUGGAGCUGGACCGCUCGGCUGAUCCGCAUUCGGCCAUCUGGGUUUCCACCACAAAGUCCACGGUUAAUAAGUGGUCUCUGAAGGGUAUCCAUAAUUUCCGAGCGUCUGGUGAUUACGACAAUGACUGCAGCGCUCCGCUGACGCCGCUGUGCACGCAGACAGAGCAGCUGAUCAAAGGUGGCGCCAGUAUAAUUCAGUGCCACAUUCUGAACGACAAACGACACAUUCUGACCAAAGACACCAACAAUAACCUGGCGUACUGGGAUGUGCUGAAGGCCUGUAAAGUCGAAGACUUGGGCAAGAUGGAGUUUGAUGAAGAGAUCAAGAAAAGGUUCAAGAUGGUUUAUGUGCCGAACUGGUUUUCGGUGGAUCUGAAGACAGGGAUGUUGACGAUAACGCUGGACGAGAGCGACUGCUUUGCAGCCUGGGUUUCUGCUAAAGAUGCUGGCUUCACCAGCCCUGACGGAUCCGACCCUAAACUGAAUCUGGGCGGGCUGCUGCUGCAGGCUCUGCUGGAGUACUGGCCUCGCACUCACACCAACCCCACGGACGAGGAGACCGAACUCAAUCAUGGGAGCGUGAACGGUGAGCACGAGAGCCGGAUACAGAAGGGAAACGGAUAUUUCCAGGUGCCGCCGCACACGCCGGUGAUUUUCGGUGAAGCGGGAGGAAGGACGUUAUUCAGGCUGCUGUGUCGAGACUCCGGUGGAGAAACUGAGUCCAUGUUACUCAACGAGACGGUCCCGCAGUGGGUCAUCGACAUCACCGUGGACAAAAACAUGCCCAAAUUCAACAAAAUCCCAUUCUACCUCCAGCCCCAUUCGUCCUCCGGAGCAAAAACAUUAAAGAAGGAUCGUUUGUCGGCCAGUGACAUGUUACAGGUGAGGAAGGUGAUGGAGCACGUGUAUGAAAAGAUCAUCAACCUGGACAGCGAGUCGCAGACGGGUGCUUCGGCCGCAGAGAAACCCAGCGAGCAGAAGGAGGAGGAGGACAUGGCAGUGCUAGCGGAGGAGAAGAUCGAGCUGCUCUGUCAAGACCAGGUAUUUCAUUAG